AAAUAAAAAAAUAUUUUUCAAUUAUGGUUCAAAAAGACGAUAAAGACAACAAAACUAAAAAACAAAAUAAAAAGGAAGAAGAAUUUGAUAAGGAGUUAAUUUCAAAAAAUCCAAAUCUUGAAAUUGCCCAGCUUUUCUUUUUAAUGGGGCAAAAGAAUGAUUCUUCUACUUGGCUGGCUUUACUUGAACAUGUCAAAAAGGAUGAAAUGGCACCGUUUUAUGAAUAUAUGUGUACUUCUUUGAAAAUUCCAAUUGACCAAGCUUUGUUGGAUAAACUUAAAGAACAAAAUGCGAAACGUUUGGAUGAAAUAAAUAAACAAUUGGAAGAUGCUGAGAAAAAUUUGGGGGAGAGCGAAGUUCGUCAAGCUUGGUUAGCCAAAUCUGAAUAUUUGUGCCAAAUUGGUGAUAAAGAAAAUUCAGUUGCUGCUUUUAACAAAACUUUUGAAAAAACUGUUGGGGUUGGCUACAGAAUUGAUUUGGUUUUUAAUUUAAUUCGUAUUGGACUUUUCUUUAUGGAUCAUCAAUUAAUUACCGAAAAUAUUGAAAAAGCGAAAGAAUUAAUGGAAAAGGGAGGGGAUUGGGACAGAAAAAAUCGUUUACGUUCAUACCAAGGGCUUUAUUUAAUGGCCAUUAGAGAUAUGAAAGGAGCUGCUGAUCUAUUUCUCGAAGCCGUCCCAACAUUUGGUGCUUAUGAAUUAAUGAAUUAUGAAGAAUUAAUUUUUUAUGCUGUUAUAACUUCUGUUUGCGCAUUGGAUCGUCCUGAUUUGAAAACAAAAGUUGUUAAUUGUAGUGAAAUACAGCAACAGUUAAAUGCAGAAAUUGGCCAGAACAAUGCAAAUUUACCAAUCGCCAAAGAAUUACUUUAUACUUUCUACAAUUGUGAUUAUAGUAAUUUUAUGAUUGCACUUGGAAAACUUGAACGGGAUUUUCUUGUUAAAGAUCGUUAUUUACAAUUACAUUGCCGUUAUUUUACAAGAACUUUGCGUAUUAAGGCUUAUCAACAAUUUUUGACUCCAUACAAAACGGUUAGUUUGGACGUAAUGGCAAAAAGUUUUGGUGUUAGUAAAGAAUAUUUGGACCAACAAUUAUUUAAUUUUAUUUCUUCUGGAAAACUCAGUUGUCGAAUUGACGCGUGUAAAGGAAUUAUUGAAACCGCCCAAACUGACCAAAAGAAUUUGUUUUACAAAAAAGUUAUUCAUGAUGGAGAUAUAUUGCUUAAUAAAGUUCAAAAACUUUCUCGAAUUAUUAAUUAA
Meloidogyne enterolobii is the source of this 1253-nucleotide messenger RNA. NCBI's taxonomy places the organism in Eukaryota, Metazoa, Nematoda, Chromadorea, Rhabditida, Meloidogynidae. The record is from the annotation of a GenBank genome assembly.